Molecule: messenger RNA, 1512 nt
Organism: Scedosporium apiospermum
Lineage: Eukaryota; Fungi; Ascomycota; Sordariomycetes; Microascales; Microascaceae
Exons: 2
Coding region: 1-1512 (503 amino acids)
Source: RefSeq, a predicted model, not a curated record
AUGGCGUUCCAUCAACAAACCCGCCAGUCAGUCCCCCGUCCGGCCCAGUCAACCUCUCGAGAUGGCGACCAGCUCCACACGUCACUGGCUCCACAGGUGCAGCAGCCCCCAGACGAGUCGCAGACCUGGGUGCUUUUUGCACCAGCGGACAAUGCCACAGCGUCAUCAUAUCUCGGGGAAAGCGAGCGGUCGUUAGAGACACCACGAGCAAGCGAUUUAGGCGAUUUAGAUUCGAACCUGAGGCUCGAUGGCGAUCUAGACUCCCACACGCGAUCCGUCGGAUUCCCUGCCGCGUUUGAAGACGACGUGGCCGAAGACGACGCCGAACUGGAUAGCUUGGAUAGCCAUCUUCCCGAUUUUCGAGCGACACAUAAUCCUUAUGCCGAGACCCCAGCCGCCCCGACUUCUCAGAAUAUGCCUGUUCUUCCAUGUCACGAUGGGCUGGGUUCCUUUAGGGUUGAGCAACCCGCGGGAGCUCCGGAUAUGCAAGAACAGUUGUAUGCUUUCGAGAAAUUCAACCCCCAUAGAAUUAAUCAGAGAGACGACGUACCCGAUUUUCCGGAGUUAAUGACCGACCCUGAUAGGGCCCAUAAGAUGCAGAGGAUCGAGUCCUGGCGGCUGGAACAAAGUCGCUUGCUACUCGAGCAUAUACAAAAGGAGACAAGGUCUCGCAGCCUGUCGCAGUCAACGAUAGCCACAAGAACCCACCAAUCUGUCCGUUCUAGCGAGACCGAAAAUGCCCAGGACGGGUCAGACAAGACGGUAUCUGGCGUUGUCCAGGGCGAACACGACAACGUGGACUGGCAUCAAGGCAGUACCCCUGAGCCCGAGGUCCAAUCCGAGGGAAUAUUAUCCCGCGUUGCCAAGAGCUUGAUCAAGGAGCUAAUAGGCAUCGAUGACCGUUUAUUAUCCAUUCUUUUCGGGGAGUCGAGGCCUGACGACGGAGAAGACCUCGAGGUCUCGGCUAUGAGGCCUUCCGAAGAGCGAUCAUGGCAACUCCGCAUGCUCGAGACCAUAGCGAAGGAAUUAGGCCUUCUGAUAAACCGCUUAUCCCAUCAUCCUGGCGCUUUUUCAAGCUAUGUUCGCACGCAGCGAAUGCCACUCCCAUACGCAGGCCUACCGGUUAUCCCAGAGAUGCCCGCUACGGGUGCUGCCCAAGUUCAGCAACAAGGGGAUCAAGAUGACCUGUCUGCUGCCAUUCCAGAAUUCCAACCCACUGUCCCGAGGCAAAGCCCUGCGACCGACGCGCAGAGCACGAACCAGCAAACUGGGAAGCACGAUGCCUCAGCUUCGAACCAACAUCCCGACGCUUUCACUCAGCAGGAGUGGGAGCAAGAUCUUGACAUCCGACUUGCUUUCAGAUAUCUCCGCUCCAGAUUUGGUUCCAGAUCGUCUCCGGCGCCAACUACGACAGGCACGUCACAUUUGGCGACCUCGAGCACCCAGGAUAUCGCGGCCAAAAUCGCGAGGCUGCGCGAGUCAGAGCACGAGGCGGUCUGGGCGGAGGAGUAG